This is a messenger RNA of Oikopleura dioica, 1446 nucleotides long. The record is from the annotation of a GenBank genome assembly. Lineage: Eukaryota; Metazoa; Chordata; Appendicularia; Copelata; Oikopleuridae.
AUGGAAAAAGCUUUUUACGAUCAUUCAGGUUGGAGCUCCGGUCCGAACCUUUGUGGACCCACCACUCCAGCUCUCUACCCUCCCGCGUACCAGCACCAAGCGCAUCAGCUCUGUUCCAAUUGUCAAAGUCCUUUUUACCCGCUUCAUUUUGAUGCGAUCGACCGCCUUUGUCCCAGCUGUAGAACAGUCGACAAAGUCAGUUGGGAGUCUCCACUUGCCUCUGGAUCCGUAACAACAAGUCUGCCGCUUUCGUUGACAACCGAGACAACAACGACAAAUCACCAGAUUGUCAACAAUACCAACAGAUCACCGAUUGCUCCGACAGUAGCCUCAACAGCGACAGUGACCAGCUCGACAUCAACAAGUCUUUCCUCAGAGAUACCAAAGGAUAGAGAAUUAAACGUACAGUGCUUCGAAUACAAUGGAGAAAUUUACGCGAAAGAGAUUUGGAAGGCUCGACAAGAAGUUUUACACGAAGUCCCUUCGGCUGAUUCCAAACCACUUACCUCCCCUCCUCCAACGCCGUCUUCGACCUUCGAAAAACCCAGUCUAAGUGGCGAUUGUUCAGUUCCAGAAGCUCCAUCUGGUGUGUUGAAAGAAUCGUUUUCCUCUCUAAAAGCCGAUAGAAUUUCUACGUAUUCUGCUCCCAGCAGCAAUCCGUAUCCUAGCUCUAAAAUUCAAGAUUCAACCAGCGACGAUGGAAAUCUAGUGAUCGACGACGACCAAAAUGGAAAACCAAAACGUCCGCGGACAAUUCUUACAACUGAGCAAAGGAAAAAAUUCAAAGCUUACUUUGAUUCUGGAGGCGAAAAGCCAUCACGAAAAAUACGCGAAAAAUUGGCAGCAGAAACUGGUCUGACGGCGAGAGUUGUUCAAGUUUGGUUUCAAAAUCAACGCGCUAAGAAAAAGAAAAUGGCAAAGAAAGAGCAAUCUGUGGAGCUAGGACACGGGUUGAUGGAUCCACGGCGAGAUUUUUAUGGAUACUCAGCUGGUAUUCCAUCUGGCUUUGACUCUUAUUACUCUGCUGAUUUCCAAGCUCAGGUAGCCGCAACAGCAGCCGUCGUCGGAGCAUCACCUCAAUUUCACGGAAGUUCUUAUCCCUCAGCUUUCCCAUCAGCAUAUCCGCCAUCUCCUUAUGGGAUUCAUCAACCAUCACUCCCUCAUCAUUCGCCUUUUUCACACCUUCCAGAGCCCCCUACGACGGGUCUUCAAUCUUCUGCCUUUACAUCGCCGCCUACCUUUGGGUAUUCCAGCAGCACGCCUUCAAUUUCCUCACCGAGUUUUCCAACAUUCGUACCAUCUUCCGUUAAUUCAUUGUCUUCCGUCAGUUUCAACCAUGAGUUGCCUCCUCAUCCUGAACCACAGCCUGUCGUUUCAAGCCCCACAGAGGCAAAAUUACCAAUCAAAAAUGAAGAAAUUCUCGAUCCGUCUACACUGCAAUCAUAG